AAAAUUCAAGAUAUGGCAUGUCUGUCAGUUCGUGUUGUAAGGACGCGACCUUUUAGUCGGAAUAUUGUCAGUGGAAUACAAGGCUGGACUAAAACUACCUCCUUUUCAUUAUCGUUAUCGUCACGAUUUACAUCAGCAAGGUCAUCAUCAUCAGCGGCAGCUGGCAAAAUGCAGGUUGACCUGAGCGGUAUAUAUCCACCGAUUGUUACACCAUUCAAUGCUGAUGAAACGAUUGCAUAUGACAAACUUCAACAAAAUAUGGAACGCUGGAAUAAAAUACCGUUCAGAGGCUAUGUUGUGCAAGGUUCCAACGGCGAAUACGUGUAUCUGAGGGAGGAUGAGCGAGUGGAACUCGUGCGCAGAGUGUCCGAGAUGGCGGGAAAAGACAAGCUCAUUGUGGCUGGGGCCGGUUGUGAAUCGACAAGAGAUACUAUUGCUAUGUGUGAGAAGAUGGCGGGGGCAGGGGCUAAAGCCGUGCUUGUUGUAACGCCCUGCUUCUAUAAAGGGCUGAUGUCGAAUGAGGCUUUGAUUUCACAUUUUACCAAGGUCGCUGAUGCGAGCCCUGUUCCUGUGAUAUUAUACAGCGUGCCCGGUAACACUGGGAUAGAUCUAGCACCGGAAGUUGUUAUACAGUUGUCAACACACCCAAAUAUUGCAGGAGUAAAAGAUAGCGGCGGUGACAUAUCCAAAAUAGGGUACAUGGUGCACAAAACAAAGGGAAACAAUUUCCAAGUUCUUGCUGGAUCUGCUAGCUUUUUGCUGGCUUCGUAUACAGUAGGUGGUGUAGGCGGCGUUUUAGGUCUAGCUAAUAUUUUGGGUGACCCAUGUUGCGAGGUAGAAAAACUCUUCAAGGCGGGAAAACUGGAGGAAGCAAAGUUACUGCAGCACAGACUUAUCAAUCCAAACAUAAUGGUAACAAAGAAGCUAGGCAUUCCAGGAUUAAAGAGAGCCAUGGAAAUGUUAGGUUACUAUGGAGGCCCAAACAGGUCACCACUUCAGCCAAUCACAAAACAGAAUGAAGAAACACUGAGGACUGUACUGAAAGAUGAAGGGUUCUUGUAGAGGUUACAACACCUAAAAUCUGGAGUCACGUUUAUCAAUAAUCAGAAAACAUAUUUUGCCAGUAAUCAAAAUGUGUUCAAGAACUUCAAAGAUUAAUGAUUAAUUUAGAGUGGUGGCACUUGUUUACAUGUAUGCAUUGUUAUGUCAUGAAUGCCCCUGAGUGGAAUACAGCCAUCGGUGUUGGCAAGGAUCGAAAAUGGAGACAAUAGAAUCUUUAUUAGUGAAAUUAACAUCCAGGAGAUAGUUUCUUUUCAUGAUAAAACGUAUGUAAGAUAUAUUUAAAAGAUUUUAAAGUCAAUGAAAAGUGAAUUGGAUAUUUGUCUUUCAUGAUAAAGAGUGCUUCAGAAUGCAGUGCUCAACAUUGCUCAAUAACUGAACUGAAAGAUUUUUUAUGUUUCCUUGAAAAAUAGUGCAUAUUUCAUAAAAAAACACAUUAAUUCUUUAAAAAGUAAUGCAUAUUUCAUAAAAAACACGUUAAACAUUCCGGUAUUACAAAACAUGUACACCCAAAUUAUUAUGAACUAAUUAAUAACCAGUAUAAUUUAUGUUACUAUGUUAAUACAACUUCUAAAAAAAAGAAUAAAACAUCUAAACGGAA
Molecule: messenger RNA, 1660 nt
Organism: Mercenaria mercenaria
Lineage: Eukaryota; Metazoa; Mollusca; Bivalvia; Venerida; Veneridae
Product: 4-hydroxy-2-oxoglutarate aldolase, mitochondrial-like
Exons: 7
Coding region: 13-1062 (349 amino acids)
Biological process (GO): N-acetylneuraminate catabolic process
Molecular function (GO): 4-hydroxy-tetrahydrodipicolinate synthase activity; N-acetylneuraminate lyase activity
Source: RefSeq, a predicted model, not a curated record